AUGCGCUCCAUUUGGGGUUUAAUUGCAAUAGUAGGUGCUGCCACUUUUUACCUCUACCUACUGUCAGCGUUUUUACCACCUGGUCCACCUCGUUCACACCAUGCAGUGCCAGCACCAGGACCUGGAGAACCUGAAGAGGAUGACUCUGCACAUGAAGAGGAAGUGCUUAGGUUGCAAUUCCCUUCAGAUCUGGAGGAACUACGUGAUCUGGCAGAGCUGCUGAAGUUCUAUAAACGCCAGCACACAGGUUAUGUGCUGGUGCUUUUCUGUAGUGCCUACCUCUACAAGCAGUCUUUUGCCAUUCCUGGCUCCUCAUUUCUGAACAUGCUGGCAGGGGCACUGUUCGGCCCAUGGUAUGGCCUCCUCAUCGCCUGUACUCUUACAACGGUGGGUUCUACCAACUGCUACCUGCUGUCUCAUAUGUUUGGCAAACGCCACGUCAUUCGCCUCUUCCCUGAUAAAGUGGCCAUGUUACAGAGAAAGGUGGACGAAAACAAAAGCAGUUUGUUCUUUUUCCUGCUCUUCUUGCGUUUUUUUCCCAUGACGCCCAACUGGUUUCUGAAUAUCACCUCACCCAUCCUCAACAUACCCAUGUCCAUUUUCUUCUUCUCCAUCCUUAUCGGUCUGAUCCCCUACAACUUCAUCUGUGUGAGGACAGGAGCAAUCUUGUCGGAGAUCACAUCCCUGGAUGACAUCUUCUCCUGGAGAACUCUGCUGCAGCUGCUGCUUAUAGCAUGUGUAGCCCUCCUGCCCGGUGCCAUCAUCCGCCAUUACAGUCCAUCACACCUCAAACUCGAUGGCAUGGAACCCAACGGCCACAGCAAAGAUUUUAAGAAGCUCAACCAUCACAAAACCAGAUGACGAGCUUGAUACAGCAAGGGGCUUGAGCACGAGUUUUGCUGGAACACUGGAGAUUCCCAAAAGCAUUGCGCUGCUAUUACAAGUGUUUUACUGGAUGUAACGACUGUUUAAAAAGGACUCCCAAAAUGUGUUACACAAGAACUGCUUGUUGAUGGAGUCAUGAGAUGCACCGGAGUGACUGACACUACUAACUAAAAAGACUACCAAAAAACAACAUUAAUUAUAGCCAUCUACCUAAAUAUUUCUUUUCCCCCUGAUAUUACACACAUUGCUUUGCUUUUUUAUUUUGUAAAUGUCUGCACAAUUUGUCUCCCGCUGCUGGGGAUCCCCGAUUUUUUUGCCGUUGAGGAGGGUAUAUAGCUGCUCACGCCUCCUCCGACCUGCACGCAGCCCUUAAUGGAACCGUUUUCCACCCAUGCACUCUGCACAGGCGCAUCUAUCCGCCAAUCAGGGUCCUUACACAGCGUUUGAAGAAACAUAUUCCGGUCAUCCCUC
Trichomycterus rosablanca is the source of this 1356-nucleotide messenger RNA. It is a transcript of the gene tmem41ab, whose product is annotated as transmembrane protein 41ab. The record is from RefSeq and is a predicted model, not a curated record. The transcript has 6 exons. The coding region runs from base 1 to 861 and encodes 286 amino acids. NCBI's taxonomy places the organism in Eukaryota, Metazoa, Chordata, Actinopteri, Siluriformes, Trichomycteridae.